ACAGCGGAGGAAAAACAAGAUCAAGCAAGAAUGAAACGAAUUAAUCCUUUCUUUGAGAAGCUCCCGUAUCUGGAAAAAACCGCAUUUGGUCUAGCCAUCCUGUUCGAUCCUCGACGUUACAUCAAGGAGAUUGUCUUCACAGAGGAUUGUGGAAUUCCAUGCAUGGGAUUGGAUGAGGGAGAAAAAAUUGUGUUAGACUAUUUGAUUAAGGGAAGAUCAUAUGCCACCACAGGUACAAGAUUUAACAUGGUGUAUUGUAUUUUAAUCCAACAUAUGUGCUACACUUCAAGGGUCACAGUAAAUCCAUAAAAAUGGAUAUGGACAUUCAUAUAUUUAUAUUUAAAGCUGGUUGACUUAGUUUAAGUCUCAUUCUUUAGGUAUAUAAAAAAUACAGCAUAAGAUCAUAAUUAGGCCUCUAUAGUGGGAACGUUUAAGAACUAUAAAACUAUUUAGCUUAGGUCUCCUGCUGUAAUAAUACUGACCAAUAAACGAAGACAGUUACUGGACUGUCGGUAAUAGAUCUAACCAGUAACAAUAAAGUUUAGUAUGUGCCAUUAUAGGUAGUGCCAAUAAUAACAAAAUUUUGGAUGCAACUACUUCAAAAGUAUAAGGAGAAUUUCGACGUUUUGAGCGAAGGUCCUUUAUUCACUUGUUCUGAUCUUGAAUGCAAAAUGAUUUUGUAAUGUGCUUAUUUCAGGAAUUUGGGAUCUAUUCGACUAUGACUAUCACUCUUUGCCAUACAAGAUUUUUAAUCAGUCAGACCAGGACGAAAUAUGUUAUGACAUUGGUGAUGACAUGGAAUUGGUCUUUACGUUUCUGCCAAUCAAGAAAAAGAAUGCUAACCUGGUUUGGAGGUGGGAAGAUUACUUAAAAUUCACUUCACCUUUAAUUACAUUAAUAUAGUAUUUAUCAUUUAUAGACCUGGAGCAAGGGGGAUUCGGCGAAAUAUUACCCGAAGUGAUGAUAUUUCCCAAGGGGCUUUGCCCCGAGGAAAAUAUCAUCAAUGAGGGUAAUAUUUCGCCGAAUUCCCCGAGCAGAGGGUCUAUAAAUGAUAUAUUAUACCGAAAAUUAAAAGCCUCCAAGUUGAGAAGUAAAAACUACUUGACACAUACCUUCGUGAAUACGAUGUUUUAUUUUCGGAUUGACGCAAGUAUCGUCGCUUUUCUUUCGAAUCACAUUUCGUUUGGAAUAUUAAUGACAACAUUUUUCAAAAUUUACUUCAAAAUUUUGAAAAAGCCCCAGGUUUUACAUCAUUUACCCAGAUUAUUCAUCACUCAUCAAUACUAUUUAUAUUUUGUCGGCCAUGUUGUUGUCAUGCGUGUUGUCUCGCGUGGUCUACGCGAAUAAUGUUUCACUCCAUGUUCCCCGGGGAACAUGGGGUGGAACAUUGUCAAAAAGAACGCAGGCUCGCUAAUUGAUGACGUAAGGCGUGAUAUCGCGAUUAAUUUCAUGCUCACGUGGCACAAACUAAGCUUCCUGAUUGGACAAUUUGAAUUUGAGGUAUAAUAUUAUAAUAUAACUGGGAUUUCACAGACAACUUGAUUGGCUAAUGUGCGUGCAUUGUGACGCGAUAAUGCAGUGUUUUCUGUGGCACUGCCUUGCUCUUUCUCGGCGUUUUCCCCGCUUCAUCUCUGUUUUUUAGCCAAAGAUAUAAACAAACCUGUGGAGCUUUUAAAAUAAAAAAUGUAUCAAAAAGCAGGAAGAACCACAUGAACAAGGCAAUAUUAUCUAUCAGGGGAUAGAUGCCCCCAAAUUUUCAGAAGACACAAAAAGUGCUCUCUUUAUGGUGGCAAAGUGCUCUUUGCCUUCGUGGAAAAUGUUCAGAAAAUAAUCUGCAAUUCUUGAGAAAAGUGUCCUUCAAAAAGUUAAUGUCCAUGAAACAAAUCCGAUUCAACAAAUAAAUAGCACAUACAGGGUGAGUAAAACAACCUGAUACCUUUGCGGCUAAUUUGAAUAACAAAGGUGUCAGUUUUUUUUACUCACCCUGUACAUUGAAAUGCUAGUAAGCAGUAGAAUUAUGCAAAUUAUAUAGUGUUUGCAGGUAUUGUGAUAUACCCUGCAUUGCAUGGUUUCUUAAGAACGGAGCAACAACAUAUUAUAUUGAUAUAUUGCGUGGUUUCGUAAAAACAGAGCAACAACAUAUUAUAUUGAUAUAUUGCGUGGUUUCUUAAGAACGGAGCAACAGCAUAUUGUGCUGAUAAAUUGCGCGCUUUCUUUAAGAACGGAGCAACAAUAUAUUAUUGAUUGAUUGAUUGAUUGAUUUUAAUAAUUACCACAUUGUAAAUUAAUAAAAAUUUAAAAAACGUGAUAUUACAUAGAUAGUAUUAAAAUUUUUAAAUUUGCAAAAAGUUCAAUUUAAAACUACUAUAAUAUAAACUACAUUAAUGAUAUGUACUAUAAAAUAUUUUGUUAUGUCUAUGGUCGGUCCCAGUUUCUAACACACUUUGGGAUAAAACUGUUCUUAUAUCGUUCAGUUUUGCACUUAUACAUAGGAUAAGUGCGUUUAUUUCUUAGACUGAAUUUGUGAUAUAUAGCACUGGGAAGUAGCGUUCUCAACUUAUCGUCUGAGUGUUGAUGGAUAUUCUUAUAGAAUGACAAGCACUGAUUCUCUCUUCGCUGGUAAAGUGUAAGAAGGCCAGUGUUUCUUAGUGAGGUAGUAUAGGAGGACUGGGGGAAAGCGAUUUUCAAUGCACGUUUUUGUAUACUCUCGAUUUGAUCAGCGAGGAAUUGAGGGAGAGAAAAAUGCCAUACAGGUGAGGCGUAUUCCAAAACUGGACGAAUAAAUGCACAAAAGACCGUUAUUAAAUCAUUGGCUGGGGCACCAGAUCGUUUGAGGAUCCUUAGAGCAUAAAGACGUUUACUUGCUUUGGUGCAGAUUUAAUCAAUGUGCGCAUUCCAGGUAAGAUCCGAUGAUAUUAUCACUCUCAGAAGUUUGAAGGUCUGGACGAUUUCUAUGUUUAAACCAGAUGACGAGAGGGCAUCGAAUACCAUAGGGACUCUAAGAAAGGAUAUACGCAGUUCUUUGGUUUUAGAUACAUUAAGCCGCAUGUUGUUGUGA
This is a messenger RNA of Paramuricea clavata, 3058 nucleotides long. The record is from the annotation of a GenBank genome assembly. NCBI's taxonomy places the organism in Eukaryota, Metazoa, Cnidaria, Anthozoa, Malacalcyonacea, Plexauridae.